Molecule: messenger RNA, 782 nt
Organism: Juglans microcarpa x Juglans regia
Lineage: Eukaryota; Viridiplantae; Streptophyta; Magnoliopsida; Fagales; Juglandaceae
Product: MADS-box transcription factor 23-like
Exons: 8
Coding region: 1-762 (253 amino acids)
Biological process (GO): positive regulation of transcription by RNA polymerase II
Cellular component (GO): nucleus
Molecular function (GO): RNA polymerase II cis-regulatory region sequence-specific DNA binding; protein dimerization activity; DNA-binding transcription factor activity, RNA polymerase II-specific
Source: RefSeq, a predicted model, not a curated record
AUGGGGAGAGGGAAGAUCGCCAUUCAAAGGAUCGAUAAUUCAACAAGCAGACAAGUUACUUUCUCAAAGCGUAGGAAAGGAUUGAUCAAAAAGGCAAAGGAGCUAGCAAUCCUGUGUGAUGCUGAAGUUGGCCUUGUAAUCUUCUCCAGCACUGGGAAGCUAUUUGAGUUUUCAAGCACCAGCAUCAAAGCAGUAACUGAAAGAUAUAACAAAUCAAAGGAGGAACAUCUGCAACUGCAGAAUCCAGCAUCAGAAGUCAAGUUCUUGCAAAGGGAGGUAGCAAUCUUAAGGCAAGAACUGCAGAACUUGCAAGUAAACCAACGGCAUAUGAUGGGACAACAACUUUAUGCUUUGGGUGUCAAAGACCUACAAAAUCUGGAGAAUCAACUAGAAAUGAGCCUACAAGGUGUGCGACUCACAAAGGAACAAGUCUUAACUGAUGAAAUACAAGAACUAAGCCGAAAGGGCAAUCUUGUCCAUCAGGAAAAUAUGGAACUCUAUAAGAAGGUUUACAGCACCAGGCACAUGAAUGCAGCAAGCAUAAGUUCUUUCAUCCCAUAUGGAACUAACCUCAGAGACGACUUGGAUGUCCCUCAUGUCCAUCUUCAGCUAUGCCCCCCGAGCAACAAAAUUAUUAGCCACCAACAAGAGAAACAGAGUAAAAGAGGGAGUACGUCUAUAUCAAGAAAUUGUGAGCUGAGGAUUUCGGACAAAUGUUAUUCAACUUACUCUGGGCAAAUAACAAAGCGCUUCUUGGUGUGAAUGAGCUAGACAAAAUCCCA